Rubroshorea leprosula is the source of this 3229-nucleotide messenger RNA. The record is from the annotation of a GenBank genome assembly. NCBI's taxonomy places the organism in Eukaryota, Viridiplantae, Streptophyta, Magnoliopsida, Malvales, Dipterocarpaceae.
AUUUAUAUAAAAAAUCUGAUAAAUCCAUCAUAAAACAAAGUUUCCCUAAAAUAAUAGUGUUCGGAAAAAGAGAGCUAACCCUAGCCCGCGUAAAGUGAAAACUUGUCCACCGCCAUUUCCCGCCAGUAUUGUCCAAGCUUAAACGUCAUCGUUUCAUUCUCCCUUCUCCCGCGCGUUACUUCAAUUCUUCCUCGCGAUCUUUCAAUCAACGGCGGCCCAGAAUCUCCAAUCAUCUAAAAAUCCCUUAAAACCCCUCCAAAUCUGUACAGAUUUUUCCUGCAGAACCGCCAUUGUUGCUUCCAAUUCUUCAAUGGCGCCGGCAGGGUUAGACCCAUUCACAGACUACAGCAAAACCCAGCGCAUAGUUCUCCUGCUAGACCUAAACCCCGUUCUCCAUCUCCAAGAUCCAAACCCUUACCUUUCCGCUAUACUCUCCUCCUCCAAAACCCUCCUCUCUUUCCCCCCUUUUUCUUCUUCCCUCUUCUCCUUCAAGCCGUUUUUUUCAUCCCUUUCCCCUCUCCUUUCCUCUUCAAAGCUACCUUCUUCCUCAAUUUCCCUCUCCUUUGACUACCCAGAUUCCACCCUUCAAUCCCUCACCCAGUUCCUCACUUCCCUUCCCGGUACAAUCAAGAAGAGCUCGUUUUCUUUGAACCCAUCGCGAGCUUCGAAUCUUGCUGCCUCUAUGCGCCAGAUUCUGCACGACUAUGCUUGGGACCCGGUGAUUCCCCAUUUGGGGUCUGGUACGUUGUUGAAUUGUGAUGCUUCUGGUUGUAUUAGGUCUAAUUUGGUUGUUCUGUUUUCGCCAUUUUGUAAGGAUUUGAAUUACUUGCGUGAUUUCUUGGAUGUGGAAAUAAGUGAUGAGUGUUUGAGAAACAUGAGUGCGUUUAGGGAUAGGUUUUUUGGGGUUUUUCAGAGUUUGAUUGGUGCUUAUGUUAGUAGGGAUAUUCAUUGUAGUUGGGUUGAUGUUAAAUGUGAAUUAGGGAAAAGGGAAGGUAGUGAAUUGGAAUUUGGGUUUUUUGAGAGUGGGAUUGAGAGUUUAGGUUGGGGAUUUUGCUCCACAGAUUUGAUUAUUCUAGGUUCUUCUCUUGUUCCUUUUGGAUUGAUUUAUCCAAAGAUUGGGGUUUCAUCAGAUUGUUUUAGUUUUAGUGGUAAGACCACACGUGCUUAUUUGAGUCUUGAGAUAUUAGAUGUGAGUGGUAAGCCUUUGGAAUGCAAGUGCAGUGAGCUUGAAUUUGUUGACUUCAUGAUGUGUCCGCAAAAUGGGCAGGAUGGUUUUUGGUUUAUGCCUGAAUUGGUGAAUUCACAGAAUAGAGGUAAUGAACCGCAGAAGAGAUCUUUCAUGGAGCAAGUUUCUAAUGGAAUAACAAAAAUCCAUGUUAAGGAAGUCAGAAGGUGUGAUGAUGUGGAUAAAGCUGUAGAGAACUUGUCUGAUCCAAUUAUUGUUAGGGAAUCUGUGGGAGAUUCUGCCACAGUUCCCAAAGAAAAUUCCACAGAGUUUUAUGCAGAUGGGUUUCUUCAAAUGUGGGCCACUGAAAUGGGUGAAGCUAUGCUCCAAAAGUCUAUCCCAAUUUGGCAAAUUUUCUUGACUAUUCUCCAAAGGGAAGGUUACUUAGCUCUGGUAUCGCUUUCAAAUGGCAAAGGUGAUUUGUGUAGAGGAAUCCUGAAGCCUUAUACCAUUUCAUCAGCCUUUCUCUCUAUCAUAGAUGAUUGUUCUCAUGGUAAAGAAAAAGGAUCUGGUGGAGUGCAUUUGAAUCCAUUUAUUACAAGGUGUAAUAAGAGUAGUGAGCCUGUUGUCUUGAAGCACUUUUCUGGGAUUAUGAGUUCUAAAUCUCAUCCUUCAGCUUCAGACAAGUUUGCAAUAACUAGUGCUGAACAAGGGAAAAAGAGGAAAAAGAACCUACAUUUGCUUCAAAACCUUACUUGGAGUGCCUUCUGUCAAGCAGCAUCUGAAUGCUUGGACAUAGAGCUGGAAGAAGCUUAUUUUGCUAGGGGCUGCAAAAUCUCAAAGAAGUUAAAAUUUCUGAAAUGCUGGAUGAAGCAGGUUAAGAAACAUAAUACUUGCAGCUUGAAGGUAGCAGAGUGCUCCAUGCUAAAACAGGAUGUUGAACAGGAAUUAAAUCAUGGAAUAGAUGAGUUACCUCAAGAAAGUGAACAGCCAAUAUCUAAUUCGGCAUCAGUGGGAGAGGUUUCUUCUAGAAUAUUAGAUGAAGCUGCAAAUGAUUUCUGUUCUGGGAGUUUUGAGAAUUUCUUUGUUAGUCUUCCAAAUAAAAUUCAACAAGGACUUGAGUCUAAAGAUCUAGACUUGGGGGCAAUUGCAGAACGGCUUGUAAAUUCAUCUAUCUACUGGUUAUACCAAAAGCAUGAAAUGGAAAACACAAUGGUGAGACAAAACCAUUUGGUGAAAUCAAAUGAUAGUUGCGCAAGCAAAGUUGCUGUUGAAUUGGCAGGACUUUUACUCAAGGAGCCAAAGGACUUCACUGCUAUGCACAAAAAGAGAAGUCCAUCCUGCCAGGCAUCUGAUCCAGGAUCUGGUGGAUCUGCUUCAGUAGAUGUAGUUAGAGAAUAUGAACUGCAGAUGUUGUUUCGCAUGGAAAUUCUACAAUCAGAGAUUGGAAUAAGUGUCGAGGAGCCUCUGAAGCAGAAGUUCGUAAAACAGAUUUGCUUGCUCUUGGAAUCCAUCCAAUGCCAUCUGGAGGGUGGCUUUUUUGGUGAUUGCAGACUAGAUGAUUACGUGGGAAAAAUCAUAAAGAGCAGGUAUUAUCACACUCUUCCAGAUUUGGUUGAUAGAAUCUAUACAAAAAUGGAUUUGUUGCUGUUUGCCGAGGAUGAAAUCCCCAGCUGCUCAUUCAACAGUGAGGACAGUAACCAGUCCCAGAGGGAAAAGCAAGGGAAAAUUAAGAUAGAUGAAAAUUUCAGAAUAAGGGACCCAGUAUUAGCAAAAGGUGAAUCCGUCCAACUGCAGAAACAUGAUAAGAGAAGCCCCCAAGAGACUAGAAGUGAGGAACAUGCCCGUCAGUUGCUUGAAAUUUGCAGCGAGUUUGGGCUCCAAAGCAGCCAAAGGCAAUGAAACCAAAAUCUGAUCCUUCAAAAAGGCUGUCAAAAAGGAAGGAUAAUGAAGAAGAAAGCUAUGACUCUGUAUGUGAGACCCCAUUGACAGGAAGGAAAAGAUCAUACCCUCAUGGAAAAGACAUUGAUGAUGAGGACUGCCAAGACUCUGGGACACUGGCAU